AUGGAAAAUCAAACCGCCAUCACUGAAAUCCUCCUACUUGGCUUUGGAGAUUUUCAGCCUAUGCAGGUUUUUCUGUUCCUGCUGUUCUUAUUUAUCUACAUCAUGACUGCUGUUGGAAACAUCCUCAUCAUUGUUCUUGUUGCAGCUAAUCAGCAUCUUCACACUCCUAUGUAUUUCUUUGAAGGAAACUUGUCCUGUCUGGAAACCUGCUACAGUUCAACUCUCCUGCCCAGGAUGCUGGCCAGUUUCCUGAGUAGUAACAGAACAAUUUCUGUUAGUGGCUGCAUAGCACAGUUUUAUUUCUUUGGUUGCUUGGCAGGUACUGAAUGUUUCCUCUUAUCAGUGAUGUCUUAUGAUCGGUAUUCAGCAAUAUGCAAUCCACUGCGUUAUGCAGCCAUCAUGAACAACAAGGUGUGCUUUAUUUUAGCUACUGGUUCUUGGCUAGGUGGUUUUGCAGUGAACACUAUCAUUGUAUCCUUCAUGUCCAAGUUAACAUUCUGCAGGCCAAAUGCAAUUGACCAUUUCUUUUGUGAUUUUGCUCCACUCAUUGAACUCUCAUGUAGUGAUACCCACUUGGUUACAUUAGUUGAUUUCAUAUUCUCUACUAUCUGUGCGUUCCCCCCAUUCCUUUUAACUCUGGCUUCCUACAUUUGCAUCAUCACGACCAUUUUGAAGAUCCCAUUUACCUCUGGGAAACAAAAGGCAUUUUCUACUUGCUCCUCUCAUUUGGUUGUGGUUACAUCUUUCUUUGGAACUCUGAUCCUGGUCUAUGUUGUGCCAUCCUCACACUCAGUAAUAGAUGCUAAGAAGAUGUUCUCUCUGUCUUCUACACAGUCUUGA
Hemicordylus capensis (graceful crag lizard) is the source of this 840-nucleotide messenger RNA. Its product is annotated as olfactory receptor 1020-like. Gene Ontology annotation, cellular component: membrane. The coding region runs from base 1 to 840 and encodes 279 amino acids. Gene Ontology annotation, molecular function: G protein-coupled receptor activity; olfactory receptor activity. The transcript has a single exon. The record is from RefSeq and is a predicted model, not a curated record. Lineage: Eukaryota; Metazoa; Chordata; Lepidosauria; Squamata; Cordylidae. Gene Ontology annotation, biological process: G protein-coupled receptor signaling pathway.